Molecule: messenger RNA, 3095 nt
Organism: Colletotrichum godetiae
Lineage: Eukaryota; Fungi; Ascomycota; Sordariomycetes; Glomerellales; Glomerellaceae
Product: heterokaryon incompatibility protein-domain-containing protein
Exons: 2
Coding region: 401-2965 (854 amino acids)
Source: RefSeq, a predicted model, not a curated record
GACGCCUUUACCUUCGCUGAGGAGACAAGAAGUCGAACCUUGUCCUUGUCGUCUUGGUUAAACAGCUAGUCUCAAACUAAGGUGGUAGUGCCAGGAUUCGGCGCCAUGUUGGUCAGCAAACCGAAAUCCCGUUUCGUGGCUCAGAAGAACGCAGACCCCACAUGUUACCGCUUAGAUCUACCUGACGAUUCCAUCAUCAUCCUCCUCCUCUCAAACAUUGAGUCUUUGUCUUGUACAAUUGCCGCAAUUCCAGCAGACUCAAACCUUGUUGGUCCAUUAUUUUGGUCUACUCCGAAGUGGCAUCUCAGGCACCACCACGAGCCUUUGGCACGGUACCAUUCCCUGUUUACGAACCAUCCCGUGAUCCAUACUUCAUCGAGUUCGGUUACCAACCUAUUGAAUGCUCCCGAGAACCAAGAGACCCGAAGCCGUCUCGUUCGGGGGCCUCGCCUCCGCCACCAACCUCCCCCGCGUCGCGCAGCUCGUACAGGAACGGCAGCAAGCCAACCCCAACCCGCGACUAUGUGAGCGGUGCCAGGACUGGGACGUCCCCGACUUUGCCGCUGGUCUCGGAUCGAAGAGCCAUCACUAUGUCUCGCUUGAGAGCAUCUCUUUUCGGUCUUUGAAGUGUCUCCUUUGCCGCGCAGUCGCUGCGGCUGUUGAGGCGCGACGGCGGGAGGAUGGUUGUCUACGUGACUGCUCCGAGGCGUACUUGUUCGUUACGCUCCAGGGCCCUUUCUUUCUUGAUUCAGGCUUAGCCGAGGACCAGAAAUAUCGGUUGUUUGCUUCUUCUUCUGAUGAAGUUUCUGUGAGGUUGUUUCUGGAGUUGACUCUGAGUACGGUGCGAGACAAGUCGAAGUUAGCGACUUGGGAUGCGUUGCCGUCGCCCUUUGCGGUCACGCCGCAAUUUCUAUUCCGAUACUCGACAGAAGAACCCCAGAGACUCCAAACCAUUGAAGAAUGGGAGGCUGAAUACUUUGACGUUGAGACAUUGAAGAUUUGGAUCGAUGGAUGUGAGAUUCUUCACGGUCACCACUGCGUGACUAGGUACAAGUCGAUCGACCAUCUUCCUAUAGGGUUUAGGGUCAUCGAUGUCCGUGGAAUGAAGAUUGUCAAGCCUUCAAGACCGGUCCGCUUCGUUGCUCUUAGCUACAUGUGGGAAGCCUCCGAGGCAUCAGGACAUGCACAACUGGAGACGACGAAUGCAGAGGACUUGGAAGCUCCAGGGAGCCUCGAGUCUGUCAAGUUACCACGCAUCAUCUUGGACGCGAUAUCUCUUUGCAGGGAUCUGGGAGAAGGCUUUUUAUGGGUGGACCGUCUUUGUAUCGUUCAAGAUGACGAGCGAUCGAAGCCCGACCAGAUAGACGGUAUGGACCGGAUCUAUCAGUCUGCCUCUUUUUCCAUCCUCGCCGCGCUAAAUGAUCGUCGCGGAAACGGGUUCCCUGGAUAUGCUGGUAACCCCAGGAGGCGACGCGCCUCCUUGUGGUGCCCGCCGCGGAACCGGAACGUUGGGAAGGGGAUUGACCCGAACGGUCUGCAUACGGUAGUCGACGCAUCCUUAUGGAACCAGAGGGGAUGGACGUUCCAGGAGAGACUUCUUUCAAGACGCAGCAUCUUCAUCACGGAGCACCAGGUCCUAUUCCAGUGCUGUCGAGGCCACGCCGCUGAAGAACUUACUUGGGGACGAGCACGACAUGAAGUUCCUACACCGUUGCCCAGCGAGGACGCAGAGCCAACUCAAGCAGAAGAUCACAUCGACGAGCACGACUCACAAGCUCAUCACGCGACCCAAAUAGAUAUCGACGAAUCGACGACCGAGAAGAAGACACACCACAUACCAAACAUCACCGGCUUCUACCGCCGAGCGCUCCACAACAGAGACGCACCAGUCAAACUACGAGGCCAAGUAUCCCUAGCAAACUACUGCCAAUGGGUCGAAGACUACACAUCGCGACAGCUCUCCCGUGAGACAGACAUUCUCAACGCCUUCGCGGGCGUCGGCAACGCCGUAGGGGACUCCAUGCGCACUAAGAUGAUGUUUGGUUUGCCGGAGAUGUACCUCCCCCAGACGCUCAUGUGGAGUCACACGGGCGCCGUCCGACGUAGAGGUGACGCGGGGUUGAAGAUCCCGAGUUGGAGCUGGGCGGCGUGGUCGUCGGUCGACGGGGGGAGUGCUGCGAGUUAUCGGUGGAUUCACGGUGAUGCGCGACUGUUUGAUACCAAGCUCGUGCGGAUCGUGACGCUGGUGCAAAUUUAUGUACACGAUGCCAGACGUGCUGCUUCAAGGUCUAGAGACGAUGACUAUGGUUUGCGCAAAGCCCGGGUGACGGAGAGAUGGCUGGGCAGCUGCAUGCAGCUAGCCAAGAUCAACGGGAUCGAAAAGCUGCCGCCGUUGCAGAGGAAGAUGGCCGGCGGUAAGUUCAACGUCUCUGAGGAGACGAACGAGAAGUACACCGCCAUGUGGCGGGAAUGUCCCCACAGUCCGUGGGAAGCUCUCGCGCACGCGGAGCUUGAUCCGGAGGCUGUCGAGGUAGCGGCUGGCUUCCCAGGGGCGCUGGUGUUUAACACGACGGUUGCCUCGUUGAGAGUUGGGCGGGAUCGGAGGAUGAUGGGCGCAAGGAGGGGUGACUGCGAGGAUGCUGAGAUUCUGGAUAUGAUGGGGAGACAUGUUGGGUAUCUGGAUAAGAUGGAUACCCGUUGGAUCUCAGGGCGGAAGGGGGCGAGAGAUCGGAGGAUGUUGCUUGAUUUCAUCGUUGUUAGUGCUUCUGUUGACACGGAGGUCAGCGAGAGUACUGAGUGGGCGUUUAUCAAGGGGCAGUUUCAUGAGAUGUGGCGGUUUAAUGUCAUGCUUGUUGAGAGGGUGCUGGGUACGCCGUUUGUUGCGAGGAGAGUUGGGGUGGGAUAUGUUUGGCUUAGCCAGUGGAAGGACUGUUAUCCUCGUUGGGAGACGGUGGUGCUCUGCUGAGAAAAGCGUACCCGGUCUCUACGGGGCGCAAAAUUAGGUAACUCCGAAUCACAUAUGACGAGAGUCCAAGAUGCCACCUUUGGUGUUGUUCUCAUUCAUUGAUAGACUUGAAGAGACAGUGAAAUAUAUC